AUGUCACAGGGAGGAGGAAGGCUCUCUACACCACAUCUUAUCAUGGAUAGUGACAUGCUGGCUGUGUCUUCAGCUGACUUGUCUUUGCAGAACAGCAGUGUAGAUGAGUCUGUAGAUGGAGUAGGGCUCCACAUCCUGACAACAGAUCUGGUACAUGGGUCUGAGGGUAUGAUGGAAGAACUGUCAUCAGACGUCUGCGGUAGAGGAGUUAUUGCUAUUCCAACUCUAACAGAAGAUGUUCCUAACUCAGUCGUAGAAAAAGAUGGAGAAAUAACCCUUUAUUCUGCUUUCAUUCCUGAAAAUGCUGUGUUGAUGGAAACUCCAAGAGGCCUUAUGUUAACAGUGCCCGAAGGAAUGGGUGGCAUGUCGUAUGGUGAUGAUGGCUCUCCAGGUGAUUCUUCACAGCAGUUGCUUCCCUGUAUAUCGGUCUCGCUCUUCGGUGCUUGUGAUUCAGCCGUAGAUGUUGAUACUUCAGCUGUCUAUGGAACAGAGGUGUCCAACGACACUGAGAGUGGAGAUGUAAAAUCACAGUUACAGCAUAAUACAGAAGUGAUGUCUGCUCAUCUUCAGGAUGAUUCAGGAAAUGUACGGUUACAGUCAAAGAAUGAUAUUUCACCAGACUUACUGAACCAGUCCUUGUCAGAGGACACCACAGAAGUGUGUGUGACCACUAAAAGAAAAGGUGGUUGGCCUAAAGGCAGGAAAAGAAAAAAUAAACCUGCAGUGACAGGGCCUAGAGCACCAGUAACAGGCUAUGUUCUGUAUGCAAUGGACAGAAGAAAAGAGAUUAAGGAAAGCCAUCCUGAGAUUACAUUUCCAGAAGUGACGAAGAUUCUUGGUCAGGAGUGGAGCAACAUGGCUGCACAAGUUAAAGAG
Candidula unifasciata is the source of this 876-nucleotide messenger RNA. The record is from the annotation of a GenBank genome assembly. Lineage: Eukaryota; Metazoa; Mollusca; Gastropoda; Stylommatophora; Geomitridae.